AAUAAAGUAACCUACAGUGGUGUGAUAUUUCCAUUUUCCUCCUCAGCUUACAAGAGAAGAUGAAGGAGAUCUCAGUUCUCUCACUCAUCUGCUCUUGUCUGUAUCCUGAGACCCGCAAAAACAUCAUGGGCGACUUUGAAGACAUGGACAUUAAGCCCAUUAACAAGCGUGCCUCAGGCCAGGCCUUUGAGGUCAUCCUGAAGCCGUCCUCCCCCGUGUCUGAUGUGGCCCACUGCAUCACCAGCCCCCCAAAGAGGGACAUUUCCCUGGAGGACAUCCAGAAGAAACUGGAGGCAGCUGAAGACCGAAGGAGAUCCCAGGAGGCCCAGAUACUGCAGACUCUGGCUGAGAAACGAGAGCACGAGCGCGACGUGCUGCUGAAGGCCAUGGAGGAGAACAGCAACUUCAGCCGCAUGGCCGAGGAGAAGCUCCAGAUGAAGAUGGAGCAGAUUGAGGAGAACCGGCUGGCCUACCUGGCUGCCCUGAUGGACCGCCUGCAGGAGAAGGAGAAGCAUGCCCAGGAGGUGCGCAGGAACAAGGAGUUGAGAGAAGAAGUGACAGCGUGAGAAGCCCCAGCAGGUUCUACUACGUCCCACCUCCUCACCCUCUACCACCACCCCCAACCCUGAGGAACACCCUCUCCUCCUCCUCCUCCUCCUUUCCCACUUUAUUCCACAUUCCCCCCCUCUCCACCUCCCCCCCAACCUCUGCCAUACUCCCCCCACCUCCCAUACUACUACUACUACUACUACGAAACAACCACAGCCUGAGACGCCGCCCUGAAGACAGCGGGAGGUUCGAAACGGGGUUGGGGGUGGAAAUGAUAAUCUCCAAAAUGAUUGGGAUAAAAAAUGAAAAAUUUAUGUCUCCUGCCCAUUCUUCCCAGAAAAAAAAAAAGAGAAUGUUUUUGCUCUGUUUCAAAUGAGAAGAAAAGAAAACAUGAAAUUGACAAGUGACAGUGGUUUUUGUAAAUACUUCUUUUUUUUGUUAUAUACAAUACGAUACAAGCAGCAGAAGUAUUGAUUGCAGUGUGCCAUUUUUAUAUAUGAGUUUCCUCUCCCUGCAUAUAUAUGGAUGUAAUAUUCUCUUCAUUUUCAUGUUUGAUUUUUGUUUGGUUCAUUUCAGCCUGAGAAUGUUUUAUUUUUUAGGUUUCUCUUGUGUGGUAACAGGCUUAGGUGUUUGUUGUGAGUUUGCCAGCUAGCUGAUGUUUUGCUGCGACCGGUUUCGUCCUCACAAGGCUCCUGGCUCCGUUCCUUCCUUCCCCUUCAAAUGGGCACUCUGACCCAGAAGAUCCUUGAAAGCAAAAAAAAAAAAAAAAAAAUUGGAUCGGGUCGGGGUGAUUUUCCAUCUAGUUUAUGCCAGUGUUCCAAUUAGCGAGGGACAUGUGCAGGGAAGUUGGCACGAGGGAAAAAAGGGAGCGGUUUGCUUUUCUGUGGGGACUGCAAGCCUGUCGCCGCACAUCCACUCCUGUGAGGUAGGUAGUGACUGUACCACAGGAGAACACUAUAGCAUUUAAUGAGCCCAUCCUCAUCCUCCUCCCCUCCGUCUGCAAACUCUUCAUCUCUCCACAUACUGUAUAAGCACUCACUCACACGCUCUCCACACAGGCGAUCUCUAGCACAGAGCUCAGGAGGAGUAAAGUCUGUCCAUCUGGCACCGGAUAAAAGCCCACGUAACAUCUCCGACAAAUGGCGGGCCUCCUGUAUUCCUCGGCUCCCAGUUCCAUUUCAGUCACUGUAGUGUGCAACACAACUGGGGUUAAAGUGCGUCCUCAGACUGCUGGAGUGCAAAAGAAAAACAACAGAAAAAAAAAAAAAACUUCACUUGCUACUGUGAAUCUUACAUCGGAGAAAAAGCAAAUAAAUCCCGGCUUUCUCCGUUCCACGAAGGCUAGAGUAGUGCUCGGCAUCGUCAUCGCACUUCACUCCAAGACACUGUAAAUGCCACUGCGAGGUCGGCACAAGAACGAUUUUAAAGCCAUAACAGGUAUCACUGCAACAAUGACCCAUCACCACAGUAUUUCCAUCUGUAAAGGUGUACAUGAGUGUAUUAAAGUAUCCGAAUAGUUUGUAACCCGGGGUGUUGAAGCCUGAGGUUGAACCCUGUUGGUCACGCACGCACAGUUGGCCUAUAGAUGUGUGUGAGUGUGUGUGUGUGAGUGUGUGUGUAUUUCCGAAAGGGCGGGUAGAUAACCCAGACAUUUGUGCCAUGUGAUAUUGAUCCGGUUAAAUAUAAAGCAACACCGUUACAGUGUGUAACAGCUGUCAGACGUUCCACACAGACAGUGACGAUCCUACCUGCCUCUCUCUCGCUCUUCUCUUUCCUCUCUCCAUUUGUGUGUUUCCCCCUCUCCACAUAUAUCUUUGUGAGCAAGCAGUGGUUAAUAAAGAUUUGGGGUUCAGUGAAUGAAA
Molecule: messenger RNA, 2411 nt
Organism: Acanthochromis polyacanthus (spiny chromis)
Lineage: Eukaryota; Metazoa; Chordata; Actinopteri; Pomacentridae
Gene: stmn2b
Product: stathmin 2b
Exons: 4
Coding region: 60-566 (168 amino acids)
Biological process (GO): microtubule depolymerization; regulation of microtubule polymerization or depolymerization; neuron projection development
Cellular component (GO): growth cone; neuron projection; cytoplasm
Molecular function (GO): tubulin binding
Source: RefSeq, a predicted model, not a curated record